Penicillium paradoxum is the source of this 828-nucleotide messenger RNA. Its product is annotated as mitochondrial inner membrane protease ATP23. Gene Ontology annotation, biological process: mitochondrial protein processing; mitochondrial proton-transporting ATP synthase complex assembly. The record is from RefSeq and is a predicted model, not a curated record. Gene Ontology annotation, cellular component: extrinsic component of mitochondrial inner membrane. The transcript is spliced from 3 exons. The annotation marks the transcript as partial. Gene Ontology annotation, molecular function: metalloendopeptidase activity. NCBI's taxonomy places the organism in Eukaryota, Fungi, Ascomycota, Eurotiomycetes, Eurotiales, Aspergillaceae.
AAGAGUCACCAUGUUGAAUUCCGCUUAUUCUGCCGGAUAUCACCGCUCUUUGCGGAGGAUCUCGGUCUUUAUCGCGCUUUAGAACUGAUUAAACUGAUUAACUCCACAUCAAGCAUGACAGACUCCCAGGCAGGUGCGACUGCACCAAAGGAGAAGCCCAAUACUACGGGAUUCGUCUCUGGUGAUGAUACCUGGACUCAAUUCCGCAAUAUCUAUUCCAUCCUGACGGGCAAGAUGUCCAACGAAGGAAUCGAACAGUUCCGUGUUGCGCGAGAUACCCGCAACGAAGAGGCAGACUGUAAGCGCUGUGAGGAUCAGCGAGAUUAUCUUCUUCAAUAUAGUCCUACGAUUCGAUUCCUCAGUGAAAGUAUUCAACAAUUAGGAGGCGAUCUUCACAGUCAUAAUAUCUACUGUCGUCGCUGCACAGACCGGAAAGGUGGUGGCUUCGAUCCAGAGUUUGGAAUUUUGAUCUGCGCAAAUGAAAUGAAGGAUCAGGGACACCUUGAAGAUACCAUGGCCCACGAAAUGGUUCAUGCUUUUGACCACCUCAGGUUCAAGGUGAACUGGUCCGAUAAUUUGCGUCAUGCGGCCUGUACUGAAAUUCGGGCUAGUUCGCUCAGCGGCGAGUGCAGAUGGGCCCGCGAGUUCUUCCGACGAGGGCAGUGGAAGCUCACACAGCAGCACCAAGAGUGCGUCCGAAGAAGGGCGAUUCUCUCCGUACGAGCACGGCCAACUUGCAACGACGAAGCUCAUGCCACAAGGGUCGUCGAUGAAGUCUGGGAUAGCUGUUUCAGGGACACGCGCCCAUUUGAUGAGAUUUACCGAUGA